AUGGUGCAGAUGUGGACGCUACGGAUACUUCUGCUUUUGGGGGGCGUGGUGGCGGAGCGUACCUGUCGCUUCAAUGACGUAGUGGAACAUCUGCAGCUGAAGAGGAACAGCGACUUCUUCUAUAUGAGCCGCCCGGUCAACGACUACCGACAGCCCACGCUGGUAACCGUGGAGAUGAGUCUGUACGCCAUCCUUGACGUGAUGGAGAAAGAGCAGAGGUUCCUCCCAUAUGUUUGGACAGUCAUGAAGUGGAAGAACGACUUCAUCUGGUGGAACAAAGAGGACUUCUGUGGUAUCAGCGAGGUGUCGGUUCCCAUAGAGGUUCUGUGGAAGCCGGACAUCUCCAUAGAAGAGAUGGUGGAGAAGGACAAGGCUCCUCACAGUCCUUUCCUCCUGAUCCGCUCAAACGGAGAAGUGGAGCUGCAGAGCGACCAGGUGCUGGUGAUCACCUGCCGCAUGAAGGUCUACAAGUUUCCCUUCGACACUCAGAGAUGCAACCUGUCCUUCAAGAGCAUCCUACACGAAGUGAAAGACAUUCAGCUGGUACCCAAAGCCUCCUCUCGAAAAGUCACUCUGAAGUCCAAAGAGGUGAUGAUGACGGAGUACGAGUGGCUCUUUGAGAAGAUCACAGUCAAGAACUUCACCACAUUUGAAAACCAGGACAAGGUUGUCUACACGGUGACCAUGAGGCGGCGCUCUCUGCUCUACGUGAUGAACUUCCUUCUCCCAGUGCUCUUCUUCCUGUGUCUGGACCUGGCCUCGUUCCUGAUCUCUCACGGAGCAGGAGAGAAACUCACCUUCAAAGUCACCGUUCUCCUCGCAGUCACGGUUCUUCAGCUGAUCCUCAACGAGAUCCUGCCCGCCUCUUCCAACCGCAUCCCCCUCAUCGCAAUCUACUGCAUCGGUAUCUUCGCCAUGAUGCUGUUGAGUUUGCUGGAGACCAUCGUAGUCAUGUACCUGAUGAAGAAGGACCUUCACCCAGAGACACCCAAGGAGGAGAAGGAGGAGGAGGAGGCUGGCUGUGUCACAGAGGACACCAGGGACCACAACAUGUUCAGCCACAUCUUCCACAGAGGUCAUAACCAUCACAGCUCGACUGGAGAGACGCAGUCUGGCCUCAUGGACGAGAUGCACUUCCACCAAAACACCGGCUACAGCACCCAGCUCACCCUCACCGACCCGUGUAAAGACCCGGACCAGGGGGACAAUCUGAAGGUGAUCCUGGACGAGCUGAGGAGAGUGGAGCAAGGUCUGCGUCACCUCAGAAAUCCUGACGCGGCCGGAUGCUGGACCAUCUUCGCCAAGAGGCUCAACAAGGUCUUCUUCACCGUCUAUGUCGCCGUGGUGACCGCAUUCUUGAUCUAUGUGUAUCUGGAGUGGGUGAAGUAA
Molecule: messenger RNA, 1389 nt
Organism: Knipowitschia caucasica
Lineage: Eukaryota; Metazoa; Chordata; Actinopteri; Gobiiformes; Gobiidae
Source: the annotation of a GenBank genome assembly